GGUACUUACUACUUUGUACUGUGACGCCAAUAUCACAAACGCCCAAACCCAUUACCCAUUACUAGAUUCGAGCGACACCAAGAAAUACCACGAAGGGUUAUAAACGCAUACCCCAAAAGAGAAGGAUAGGAUAGUGGUUCUACAACAAUCGCAACAAUGCCGACCGAAAGAGAAUUCCAGAUCGCACCCAUCGUGCCCGAGUCCAUCAUGCACAACUCCAGGACUCUAUCCAACCUGCAGACCCUCACGGCAUCCAUCUUCGGCGCCGCGGCCGGCAUCCUCGGCCUCGAGUCCUACCACGGCUUCCUGUUCUACUUCGUCUUCACGAUCCUGACCACGGUGCUCUUCUACGCCGCCCGCGUCGCCCCGACCUCCCUCAAGGCCGGCCACGGCCUGUUCGACACGAGCAGGUACUUCCGCACCCAGUACGAGUUCUGGACGGGCGGGCUGUUCAGCGGGCUCGCGGGCUACACGUUGACUUGGACGCUGUUCUACGGUCUGGUGAGGGCAUAGCAUAGGAGGUAGGCAUAGCAGAGCCGGGAUGACGAUGAUGAUGAUGGGUGGUUCGGUCUAUGAAUAAGUAUUUGCGAAGCAUUGGUUGGCGUUGGGUAAUAAGGUACGAUACGAUUACGUAGGACGUUUGUGGUGUACCAGUCCAAGACAUCAAAAACCUUCAGUCUUGAAUAAUAUUAAAUACGUCGUUAUCACUGUUAUCUCACUGCUUGUUCCCGUUGUGAUAUCCCCUAAUAAAUAGACCGUUAAUACUGCUACACGGUCUAUUAUUCAUCGCUUGUUUACUCUCCAAUUUCAAUUACCUGACCGACAUACCCUUCAAGGCCCGACUUCUCUUUGGACCCGC
Messenger RNA from Daldinia caldariorum, 859 nucleotides. Its product is annotated as Rab5-interacting protein-domain-containing protein. The record is from RefSeq and is a predicted model, not a curated record. Gene Ontology annotation, biological process: protein folding in endoplasmic reticulum; autophagosome assembly. The transcript has 3 exons. The coding region runs from base 157 to 513 and encodes 118 amino acids. Gene Ontology annotation, cellular component: endoplasmic reticulum; membrane; EMC complex. NCBI's taxonomy places the organism in Eukaryota, Fungi, Ascomycota, Sordariomycetes, Xylariales, Hypoxylaceae.